Molecule: messenger RNA, 1995 nt
Organism: Penicillium soppii
Lineage: Eukaryota; Fungi; Ascomycota; Eurotiomycetes; Eurotiales; Aspergillaceae
Product: GTPase GUF1
Exons: 2
Coding region: 1-1995 (664 amino acids)
Biological process (GO): positive regulation of translation
Cellular component (GO): mitochondrion
Molecular function (GO): GTPase activity; GTP binding; mitochondrial ribosome binding
Source: RefSeq, a predicted model, not a curated record
AUGCGAGGAUGUCUGCAGUUAGGCCGAUGGCUGAGUGCAGCGCCGAGAUGCCAGGCCGCGAACCUCCGACCAACGGUCUUUUCAUAUAGAUUCAGCCGAGCAUUUUCUACUACUACAAUAUACCACGCGCGCUCAAAAGUCACACCCAUCAAGCCGAAUUCAGAUCUCGAACAACGAAUUUUAGCGAUCCCGAUCGAACGUUUCCGCAACUUCUGCAUCGUCGCACACGUCGACCACGGCAAAAGUACGCUUUCCGACAGACUGCUAGAAUUGACCGGCACCAUUCAACCCGGCACAAAUAAACAGGUGUUGGAUAAGCUUGAUGUUGAACGAGAGCGAGGAAUCACCGUGAAAGCCCAGACAUGUACCAUGAUCUACAACUACAAAGGCGAAGACUACUUGCUACAUUUGGUGGACACUCCUGGCCAUGUAGAUUUCCGCGCAGAGGUAUCACGAAGUUAUGCCAGCUGUGGUGGUGCAAUCCUUUUGGUUGAUGCCAGUCAAGGUGUUCAGGCCCAAACCGUUGCCAAUUUCUAUUUGGCUUUCGCGCAGAACCUUGAAUUGAUCCCCAUUCUCAACAAAGUUGACUUGCCAUCAUCGGAUCCAGAGCGGGCUUUGGAGCAGAUGCGUACAACAUUUGAGAUUGAUACAGAAAAUGCGGUCAUGGUUUCAGCCAAGACUGGAUUAAACGUCCCGGCUGUGCUACCGGCGGUAGUGGAGAAGAUCCCUGCCCCCAUCGGUGAUUCCACGAAACCUCUCCGUAUGCUACUUGUGGAUUCUUGGUACGAUUCAUACAAAGGUGUGAUCCUGCUAGUCCGCGUUUUUGACGGCGAAGUGCGCGCAGGCCAACAACUGGUCUCCUUCGUCACUGGUCUUAAAUAUUUUGUUGGCGAGGUUGGAAUCAUGUAUCCCACCGAAACCGCACAAACUGUUCUCCGUGCAGGCCAGGUCGGGUACAUCUACUUCAACCCAGGCAUGAAGCGGAGUAAGGAAGCCAAGAUUGGUGAUACAUUCACUCGAGUUGGCUCAGAAAAGCUCGUGGAGCCGUUGCCUGGAUUCGAAGAGCCAAAAUCAAUGGUUUUCGUGGCAGUAUACCCAGUAAAUGCAGACCAUUUCGAACACCUGGAGGACAGCAUCAACCAACUCAUCCUGAAUGAUCGAAGUAUCACAGUGCAAAAAGAGUCCUCAGAGGCAUUAGGUGCCGGAUUCCGCAUGGGCUUCUUAGGAACUCUCCACUGCUCUGUGUUUGAAGAUCGUUUACGACAAGAGCACGGUGCCAGCAUCAUCAUCACACCACCUUCCGUUCCGGUCAAAGUCGUAUACCGAGAUGGCAGAGAAGAAAUCAUCACAAACCCCGCUAAGUUUCCCGAUGAUGAAGGUGCACGCCUCAAAGUAGCGGAGGUUCAAGAGCCGUAUGUGUUGGUCACCCUGACAUUCCCAGAAGAAUAUCUGGGCAAGGUCAUUGAGCUUUGCGAGGCCAACCGCGGUGAACAACAAAGCAUCGAAUAUUUCACAUCUACACAGGUCAUCAUGAAGUACGAGCUACCUCUGGCGCACCUGGUUGAUGAUUUCUUUGGAAAGCUGAAAGGAGGAACCAAGGGAUACGCUAGUCUGGACUACGAAGAAUCUGCAUGGCGGGCAGGUAGCAUUGUCAGGCUCCAACUCUUGGUCAAUAAGGAGCCUGUUGAUGCCGUUGCACGGAUCAUGCACCUGAGUCAGGUGAACCGACAAGGAAGAAUUUGGGUCAGCAAAUUCAAGGAGCAUGUCGACCGUCAGCUCUUCGAAAUUAUCAUCCAGGCUGCUGUCGGUAAGAAAAUCAUUGCCCGUGAGACGAUCAAGCCAUACCGCAAGGAUGUUCUGGCCAAAUUGCACGCCGCUGAUGUGAGUCGUCGACGAAAGCUGCUUGAGAAGCAGAAAGAAGGUCGCAAGAAGUUGAGGGCUGUUGGAAACGUGGUCAUUGAGCACAAAGCUUUCCAGGCAUUCCUGGCCAAAUAA